This is a messenger RNA of Phymastichus coffea, 2048 nucleotides long. It is a transcript of the gene PpD3, whose product is annotated as serine/threonine-protein phosphatase 5. Gene Ontology annotation, cellular component: cytosol; nucleus. The record is from RefSeq and is a predicted model, not a curated record. Bases 158 to 1627 code for a protein of 489 amino acids. The transcript has 8 exons. Lineage: Eukaryota; Metazoa; Arthropoda; Insecta; Hymenoptera; Eulophidae. Gene Ontology annotation, molecular function: protein binding; protein serine/threonine phosphatase activity.
AGCGCUUGACUGGAGUGCCCGUAUUGCACGUUUGUAAAAAGGAAUAGGAUUUGUUAGGCACAGGAAAUUAUUUUCCUUUAUUGCCUAUGCAAUUCUUGCCGAAUCGGUAUUUUGUUUAUGUAAUAUUUUCUACUUUAUUUAAUUAAAUAAUACGAAUAUGAGUGAGAAUGCUGAGCAACCAAGAGUUCCAACAUCCGAAGACAUUGCUCAGGCGGAGGCAUACAAGAAUAAAGCAAAUGAAUUCUUUAACAACCAAAAUUAUGAUGAGGCUAUUUCAUUAUAUACCAAAGCUAUCGAGUUGAACCCAACAGUAGCAUGUUAUCAUGGGAAUAGAAGUUUCGCAUACUUGAAGACAGAAUGUUUUGGUUAUGCAUUGACAGAUGCAUCAAAAGCAAUAGAGCUGGAUCGAAAUUAUAUAAAAGGAUACUAUCGAAGAGCAGCAGCAAACAUGUCUCUUGGCAAAUUCAAACUUGCUUUGAAAGAUUAUGAGACAGUAAUGAAAGCUAGACCAAAUGACAAAGAUCCCAAGGCAAAAUUCACAGAAUGUAAUAAAAUUGUGAAAAAACAAGCUUUUGAAAAAGCUAUUGCUGUUGAGGAAAACAAAAAAAGCAUAGCCGAUUCUAUUAAUUUAGAAGCUAUGACUAUUGAAGAUGAAUACAUUGGACCAAAAUUGGAAGAUGAUAAGAUCACACUUAAAUUCAUGCAUGAUCUAUUGGAUUGGUACAAAAAACAAAAUAAACUUCAUAGGAAGUAUGCAUACAAAAUUCUUCUUGAUGUCAAAGCACUUUUCAUGGCACAACCAAGUUUAGUUGACAUCACAGUCCCAGAAAAUAAUAAAUUCACAAUUUGUGGUGAUGUGCAUGGUCAAUAUUACGAUUUACUUAAUAUUUUUGAACUCAAUGGAAUACCAUCAGAAUCUAAUCCUUAUUUAUUUAAUGGAGAUUUUGUUGAUAGAGGAUCAUUUUCCGUUGAGUGUAUAUUCACAUUGUUCGGAUUUAAGUUAUUAUAUCCUAAUCACUUCUUUAUGUCCAGAGGUAACCAUGAGUCUGCUACAAUGAACCAUAUGUAUGGAUUUGAGGGAGAAGUCAAAGCAAAAUACACUGCUCAAAUGGCUGAUUUGUUUACCGAAGUAUAUAAUUGGCUGCCGUUAGCUCACUGCAUUAAUAGAAGGGUUCUUGUGAUGCAUGGUGGUUUAUUCUCAAGAGACGAUGUUACAUUAGAUGAGAUUAGAAAAAUAGAUAGAAAUAGGCAACCACCAGACGAAGGACCUAUGUGUGAAUUAUUGUGGUCCGACCCACAACCUCAAAUGGGCCGUGCUGCAAGUAAGCGAGGUGUUGGAGUACAGUUUGGACCUGAUGUGACUCACCAAUUCUUGCAACUCAAUAAACUAGAUUAUAUUGUUAGAAGUCACGAAGUAAAACAAGAAGGAUAUGAAGUUGCACAUGACGGAAAGUGUAUAACAGUCUUCUCUGCUCCAAAUUAUUGUGAUACUAUGGGUAAUCAAGGUGCUUUUAUCACACUUAAUGGGAACGACAUGAAACCUAAAUUCACUUCAUAUGAAGCAGUGCCCCAUCCAGAUGUGAGGCCAAUGGCAUAUGCUAACUCUCUACUGAAGUUCAUGUCCUAAUAAGAGAUCUAGAGUAACACGUGGAAAAUUACCAAUAAUUAAUCACGAGUAGUUUAAUCAAAUCGUGGAUAAUAUAUUUGAUACCGAAGCAGGGAAGAUAAGGUGCGCUUAUUAUUCUCUGUAGAAUUAAAAAAAAUUGUACUCAAUUUAGGUACAAUACAGACGUAUUACAUAAAGCGAUGCAUAACAUUAAUACGUACAAAAUAACUUGUUUGUUGAAAAAAAAAUUGCGAGCUUGAAUGUACAAAGCAUUUAAUAAUUAUUGAAAGAGAUUUAAUUUUCUUUGAAGAGAUUAAUUUAGUAAAUACAAUUUGGUUUUUUUAUAUACGACAUAUAAUUGAUAAACGCAGUUUUUUUAAAUGAACAAAAAUUUUCGAACAAUUUAUUAAACAAAUAAACGAAAACAUUUAAUAAUCAUGCA